Molecule: messenger RNA, 615 nt
Organism: Xyrauchen texanus (razorback sucker)
Lineage: Eukaryota; Metazoa; Chordata; Actinopteri; Cypriniformes; Catostomidae
Gene: mtif3
Product: mitochondrial translational initiation factor 3
Biological process (GO): ribosome disassembly; mitochondrial translational initiation
Cellular component (GO): mitochondrion
Molecular function (GO): ribosome binding; translation initiation factor activity
Source: RefSeq, a predicted model, not a curated record
AUGUCUCUGGGUUUCCUUGAGUUUGUUUUGAGCCAGGCUUCGACGAUCAGCCAAAUCAACUUUUCAUUGGCCAGUGAACCAACAACCCUCAGACCUGCAUGGGGCUACCAUGCUGUCUUGUCCUGGCAAUGUAUUUCCUUCUCCACAGAUUCUGAGAGUGUGGGUACAGGUGUGGCAGAUCUCUCAAAGGAUACUAAAAAGCUGGACCCAAGAGCAAGAGACAGUUUUACCAGUGUUGGUAGGAAGAUUGGCCAGCGCCACAUACAAUUAUAGGGUGAGGAUGGUGAGGACUGUACAGUGGACCGUGCUGAAGUUAUACGAAUGAUGGACCAAACAGGGUUAAAGCUUGUUGCCAUAAAUUAAAAUUGUGAUCCACCAUUGUGCAGACUGAUGAGAGCGAAACAGAUCCAUGAAGAGCAGAUGAAACUGAGGGAAUCAUAGAAAGCCAAGACAGGACCUGUCUAAUCAAAGGAGCUCAAUUUCUCUUCAGAUAUUUCCCUUCAUGACUUAGACACGAAACUGUGGCAAGUCGUCAGCUGGGUAGAAAAGAAGAACCAUGUUAGACUCCCAAUCGGAGCCAGAACUGACAGUAGCACACCACUGGUAUGGACAUAG